Molecule: messenger RNA, 5977 nt
Organism: Anoplopoma fimbria (sablefish)
Lineage: Eukaryota; Metazoa; Chordata; Actinopteri; Perciformes; Anoplopomatidae
Gene: zeb1a
Product: zinc finger E-box binding homeobox 1a
Exons: 8
Coding region: 6-3383 (1125 amino acids)
Biological process (GO): regulation of transcription by RNA polymerase II; anatomical structure development
Molecular function (GO): DNA-binding transcription factor activity, RNA polymerase II-specific; RNA polymerase II cis-regulatory region sequence-specific DNA binding
Source: RefSeq, a predicted model, not a curated record
GGAUCAUGGCGGAUGGCCCCAGGUGUAAGCGCAGAAAACAGGCGAACCCGAAGAGGAGCAGCGUGACAGACUUCAACAAUGGCUUGGAGGCCAGUUCGGACUCUGAUGACGAGGACAAGCUACACAUCGUGGAGGAGGACAGCCUGCAGGAGCCUGAGGUCGCCAACGCCGACGGGACCAAAACGCAGGAGAGCCAUGACGCCACCACCACCACCACAACAACAGUAUUACCCCACAACGGCUCCUUGAAUGGAGUGAAGGAGGAGUAUGUGUCAGAAGAGGAAGAGGAGGCUGAGAAGGAUACUCUAGUGGAUGAGAUUCUCCAGCAGGGAGACACGGCCGUCAUCUAUCCUGAAGCCCCGGAGGAUGAGCAGAGUCCAGCAGAGACGGGAGGCGCUGAUGAAAACGGCACCCCGGACUCCUUCUCCCAGUUGCACACCUGCCCCUACUGCUCCCGGGGCUACAAGCGCAACGCCUCGCUGAAGGAGCACAUCAAGUAUCGCCACGAGACCAGCGAGGACAACUACAGCUGCACGCACUGCAGCUACACCUUCACCUACCGCUCGCAGCUGGAGAGGCACAUGAGCCACCACAGGGGCAACAGGGAGCAGCGUCACGUUUCCCAGUCGACAGGUGGAUCAGGAGGAACAGGUGGAACCCGCAAGUUCAAGUGUACCGAAUGUUCCAAGGCCUUCAAGUACAAGCACCACCUGAAGGAGCACCUGCGCAUUCACAGCGGUGAGAAACCAUACGAGUGCUCAAACUGCAAGAAGCGAUUCUCCCACUCCGGCUCCUACAGCUCCCACAUCAGCAGUAAGAAGUGCGUGGGUGCAGCUCCUCCCAAUGGCGUCCCUCGAACGACGAUCAAAUCCCCCCCACCCACCACCCCGACCACACCGGUUGUAAUCGCUCCGGCGCGGAUGAUUCUUAAAGAGAAGACUGAAAGCAAACCCCUCCAGGAGCAGCUCCCCGUCACCCAGAUCAAAUCUGAACCUGUGGAAUACGAGUGCAAGCCUGUGGUGGCGGCACCGGCAACUUCAGCCGGCGGCAACGGCGUAGUGAACGGAGGGACGGCACAGCCAUCUCCGUCUACAACCCUCCCUCAGGGUGUGGCUAUGGUCGUACCAACGGUCGGCCUCAUGUCGCCCAUCAGCAUCAAUCUGAGCGACUUGCAGAAUGUGCUCAAGGUGGCGAUGGAUGGAAAUGUGCUCAGGCAGGUGCUGGGUACAGCUAACGGGAUGGGGAAGCAGGGAAUUGUAGUCCAGCAGGCCUCGCAGCAGAUCAUCAGCCUGCCGGCCUUUGUGGAUCACGACGGCACCACAAAGAUCAUCAUCAACUACAGCAUCAGCCCUGCAGCCGCCACCACUGCCACUACCCAGACUGCUGCGCUUGUUGCCAAAACCAGUCCUGCUCCUCUUCCCACCGUCACCACUGCUGCAGCCCCGACCCCCACCAAGACAGACAAACCCUCAACCCCAGGGGUGACCGGCCUCUCUAUUGUUAAGGAAGAGCCAGAAUCAGUGGCCAUCACAGACAUGAAAACAGAGGCAGCCACACAGAAAGAAAUAACAGCUCAGAUGCCAAAAGUCACCAGUACAUGUUUACUAUGCGAUGACUGUCCCGACAACCUGGAGGCGUUACACCUCCUCCAGCACCGCAAAGCAGCCAAUGGGGAGGCUGUUGACUCUGCAGCUCUGGACCCCUCGUUCGCUGCUCUGCUUAGCGAGGCGGGGGUGACGCUGGAGGAGCCCCCCGUGGACGACCUCCUCUCACUCCUCAAGACCUACUUCGCCUCCAAUGCCAACCCCAGCGAGGAGGAGCUGACAAAGAUCUCAGAGACCGUCAGUAUUCAUGUGGAUGUGGUCAGAAAGUGGUUUGCAAAGAUGAACUAUGGGAAAAAUGUGGGCAAAUACCGCACAAAAGCCACAGAGGUUUCUACAAAGACUGAAACCACAAAUUCCAGCUCAGAGGACGCCUCAAAUCAGAACGGGGUAGCAGAGGAAGACAGUUCCCAAGAAACCUCCAACAAAGCCUCAUCAGAAUCUGGCAGCGCUUCCCCGUCAGACUCUUCACCACUAAGCCUCAACACCGGGGACCUCGUCAUCGUUAAGAGCGAGCCAGAAGACCCGGAAGCACCGGACUCUCAGGCCGAGCCCCUGGACCUCUCCCUUCCUAAACAUAUCGCAGCGGCAUUGGAAACGACCACGCCUCCCGCCAAGCAGCAGGAACAGCCCCUGAACCUGACCUGCCUGAGGAAGGAGCAGCUGGAGGGUCGGACCAUCUACGUCACCACGCCUCAGACCGGACGACCUGUUAGCAUCGUCACUGCCGCACAGCUGCCCACGUUAGUGGCCAUCUCCAGUCAGGGCACGAUUAGCUGUCUCAACGCCAUCAACACCACGACGAAACGCACCAUCCUCAUCCCCCAGCUCACGUACACCUACGCCACGACGGCCGGCAGCGCCACUGGAGCAAAGACUGUCGUGCUGAACGGCCAUAAGCAGGAGAAGAGGCUGGACAGCAGCUCCGACGGCGUCUCCACAGUGGAGCAGCAGAAUGCCGCAAUUCUGAAGAAACGACGGCUGGAAAACGGCCGCUACCAGUGUGACCUUUGCUCCAAAGUCUUCCAGAAGGGCAGCUCUCUGCUAAGGCACAAAUAUGAACACACGGGAAAACGACCCCACGAGUGCAACAUCUGCAAGAAGGCCUUCAAACACAAACACCACCUGAUCGAACACUCGAGGCUGCACUCCGGUGAGAAACCCUACCAGUGCGACAAGUGCGGGAAGCGGUUCUCUCACUCUGGCUCGUACUCCCAGCACAUGAACCACCGCUACUCCUACUGCAAGAAGGACGGGCCCAACUCGGGCCCUGAUUCGGGGCCACGCGAGGCUCAGUCGGAGCUCGGCAGCCCCGGCGCCGGACUGCAGUCGGACAGCCGGACCACGACCCCGCCCUCCCAACUGGACUCAGACGAGAGGGAGAGCGAGGAAGAGGAGGACGAGGACGAUGAGGCCAUGUGUAUGGACGACAUCCGGGUCGUGCAGGUGGACGACGGCGAGUGCGAGAUCUACGAGGGUAACUUUGAGGAUGACGACGACGAGGAGGGAGAGGAGAUCACGGAGGAAGAGACGACGGGAGAGGAGGAGGCGGAGGGGGAGAAGAUGGACGAGGAGGUCGUUUGUGACGUGAUGGAGAUCGAGGUGGGGGAGGAUCACAUGGAAGACGAGGAGAUGGAGGAAACGGAGGAAGAAAAGAAGGAAGCGACAAGUGCGGAUACAGAGGAAAUGCCAGACUGUGAAGCAAAUACGGACAAAAGCGUCAGGGAAGAGUCAGACAGCGCCGAACCCACGGAGGAAGUGGUGACAACAAACGCCAAAUAAAGGGUGGAGAAUCCCCACGGCAUAGCUCGAAACCCUCGGUGUAUGAAACCGAGUUAAUUAAGACAAAGAAACGCAGAAAAGUCAAGAGAAGUCACGGCGGUUGCCUGAUCUAAACGGUCCACUACUGUGUACAAAACCCAGGUGUGCCUGAACUUGAAAAAAAAGAAAAACAAAACAGUGACUUUUUUCUUUUUUUUUUUCUUGUGGAAAUGAAAUAUCAGUGUUAAAAAUUGUUUAUAGAAGUACAGAUUUUAAAGCAGAAAACUCACCCGUCAACUUGUUACUGAGACAUCCCAGGUUGUUUUUAUUGUUUGUUUGUUUUCAUUUGGUCAGUGUUACUAAUCUUGUUAUUGUUUGACUGAAACAUUUUAACCUGUAAAGAUGAGAAAGAUUUCUAUACCUUUUUAUUGCCAAUGAAGUUUCCUAAAUCAGUAUUUUAUUGAGUUCUACGAACAAAAACCUCUGCACUACAGUAUUCCUGGUUUACCUAUGGAUACAUGCCUCAUGCAUCGUAUGCCCUUCAGUGUUAUAUGCGUACGCUAGCUAGCGAGAUGUUGUUUGCGUUAGUGUUAGUCUUUGCUAGCUAGCAUUACUUUUGUUUUUCAGUUUGACUGUUAGCCUUAAGGAAAACUAAGUAUUCUUGGGGGGGGGGGGUUGUGUGCGGGAUGAGAAGGUGGCUCCUGUGCGCCAUAACCAAAUUUGUCCUAUCAGGGAAGGUGGAGUCACAACCUUAAAGCCAGCAUCAGGCGGACAGUGUUUCGCAACCCGGCGCAGCCUGUACGGGUGGAGUCUUCCUGUGAAGAUUCAAAAGCGGCCUCCACCUCGCCCGGCUCGGCUGUGGUUCCAGAAACACGGGCGCCCGUUCUUACCAAGCUUCUCCUUGUUUUGGUCGACUUUAGUUCAGAGUCAGUGUUUCAGUGUUAUUAGCUUCUCUAUGAAGUCAUACUGUACGUGGAGGAACAGGGCUGUUCCCUGCUCCACCCCAAUGCCUCCAGCCUUAUGCAAGACCUGUGUGCUGUUAAAAGUGCCAUUGAACAGUGUUAUCAUUUCUUCUUCACACAUGUAGCCAGUAUCAUGUCCCUCUGUUACUGACACCAGACCCGUGUUGACUAAUGUUUGUCGACUUGCACAGAGCAGCUAAUUUGCCACAAUUACUAAAAGAAAGGAGCAAAAAAUGACAGAAGCGAAUUAAUCAGUUAUUAAAAAUUCUGCCGCUGAUUUUUGCAGAUCAACUAACAAAUUGCUUAAUCAACUAAUAGUUUUGCCUCUUCAUAGUAUGUAUUUGAAAAAAUGAAUAUGCAUGUUUGAUGUUGAGGAAUAACCUUCAGCUAUGGCCCAGUUGACAGUCCCAGUUACUCCAAAAAUGUAGUUCAAAAGUGUAAAAGUUUUGAAAGCGGAGGAAUGUGUGGGAACCAUUGAGAAAAACAGUCCAGACUGAUCUUACAUGCAGAUAUGAAAUGCUUUGUAAACUUGACAUGAUCAGUUACCCGCAGAUGUUAAAAACCUUUUUUUUUAAAUGCAAGUUAAAGUGUUUGAAGUCAUGAGUUUUAAAAAUGUUUACAUAAGUGCUUCAAAAAAGAAAAUUGAAAUAUUCAAAGCUUCAAACAUGCAUGGAAUAUUAUCCAGCUCCAACUGUACUCUCUGCUCCACCUGGUUGACUCUGGAAGAAAUCAGAAAUGUACAAAAAACACAGAUCAAAUUCAAGGAAAAUGUAGACAUAAAGAUUUUAAAUUUUGCCAAACUUGUGCACUUGUUUUCAGAUGGGAAAUAAAAAGAUGAUUUGUGGCAAGCUGUCCCGCACUUCAGGUAACAAACGUUAGUGAACGUGGUCUCUGUGGAAGUGUUUUCAGUUGGUUUUACCGAACAGUGUUUAUAAUAUUAGUCUGUUUUUAUUGUUUUAUGUGUGUCCUCUGUACGUUUUUCAACAAUGGCAGUAUUAGAACCCUUUUCACAGAUUAAAAAAAAUGUACCUGUUUAGUUUUUAGAAGACUUUUUUAUAUUUAUGUGUCUUAUUUUUAUAUUUUCUUUUAUGGUUAUUUAUUACACAUUGUAGUGUACAUUACUGUAGUUUGAAUUGAUACAAUAAUAUAUUUUAGUAUGAAAAAUAAUCUCAAGACAAACAAAAAAAAAAGCCCAAAUGUGGUUCUGGGAGCUGAAGUUUGUUUUAUCAAAAAUAAAAAAAAACAUAAAAAGAUAAAACAUGUAUUCUGUAAACAUGACUUCUGUUUUAAGCUAAAAAAAAAAAGAAAGAAAAAAGGCAGGAAUGAAGUGAGAAAUAGAAACUGUUACAUGUGCAUCCGCUCUUUGCGUCGUUAUGAAGCUACUGAAUUCUAAAACUCUGUGAUUUUAAAAGCAUGAGUCGUCGCCGUUUUAUUGAAGGAUCUUGUUAUGAAGCCUCCCUUUUUAUUUCCAAGCCAAAUUUAAAUCCUCCCGCCUCCCUGUUUUCUGUUCUGUGCCAACUUGUUCCAUUGUACUGUCGACGGCUGCAUAUCGUUUGUUCUGUCCUCACCCUUUGUAAAUCCACUGUCUUUUUCUAUUGUUUUUAUUUUAGUUUUGCUCCAUUUUUAUGACUCCCCAUCACAAUAAAAUAUAAG